Messenger RNA from Prunus avium (sweet cherry), 2842 nucleotides. The record is from RefSeq and is a predicted model, not a curated record. Lineage: Eukaryota; Viridiplantae; Streptophyta; Magnoliopsida; Rosales; Rosaceae.
CCGUCCGAGUCUGAGAAACUCGUCAAUGGCGGAGGACCCGAUUCCCAGAGAUUCGCAGACGACCCGAGAAUCCCACCCUCCAGCUUCCUCUACAUUGGCACAGUCGAGCCCAGCCGUACGUCGACGACCAGCAGCGAAGCCGUGAGUGGACCCACAACAGCCGAAUUGAACCGGUCGCCGUACCAUAGGCUCAACUCGGUCAAAAGAUCGGAUCGGUAUCGGCCGAGUCCCGAGUUGCAGCCGCUGCCUCCUCUGUCCAAGCCUCCCCAGAACCUCAACUCGCCUUCUCCCGUGUCGUCUUCCGACGAAGAGAGCCAUGAAACCGCGUUUCAUUCGCCGAACUGCUCUUCUAUCAGCUAUGACGACAGCUACUACACGCCGAGGCAAGGCAGUGUCAAUGGAGGCGCCAAUUGUGCUCCGAUUCAUGUGGCAAAUUCAAUUCCCCAUUCCAAAAGAACUUCUCCAAAAUCGCGCCUUUCGGUUUCUUCUACCACAAGGAACCAGGUUGCUCCGCCACCACCGCCGCCACCGCCUCCGCCGCCACCAAUGCCAAUUCAGACGCAAGCCCGCGAUGCGCAACAAAGAGCUCCAUCUUAUUCUCAUAAGAAGCCGAAAUUCUCUUCCCCUCCGCCACCGCCACCAAAUUUAGCGCGGGUAUCUAGAGCUCCCGUUCCACCUCCGCCGCCACCUCCACCGUCUCGACCGCCGAUAUUGAGACAGCAGGAAGUUGGGGAUUCGGAAAGAGUUAAAACGGUUUCUGCAAUGUCAGCCCAAGUGUCAGCAAAGACACAAUCAUCCUAUGCAUCAAUACCAUUAGGGUCUUUUGAAAAUGGGACUAGAAAAACUGCUGAGCCAGUUGCUGAUGAGAGUUUGGUGUCUUCGGAGAGUUUUGAAGCUGAUGAUGCUGGAGGGGCAAAGCCCAAGUUGAAGCCUCUGCACUGGGAUAAGGUUCGGGCAACCUCGGACCGAGCCACAGUAUGGGACCAGCUGAAAUCAAGCUCAUUCCAAUUAAAUGAAGACAUGAUGGAGACUCUUUUUGGCUGCAAUUCGGCGAAUUCGGUCCCGAAAGCGAAAGAGCCUAUUAGAAGAUCAGUUCUACCUCCUGUUGAACAAGAAAACAGGGUUUUGGAUCCAAAGAAGUCACAGAACAUAGCUAUACUAUUGAGAGCACUGAAUGUAGCAAGAGAUGAGGUCACUGAUUCUCUUUUAGAUGGUAACCCAGAAGGCUUGGGCGCCGAGCUGUUGGAAACUCUGGUAAAGAUGGCUCCAACAAAGGAAGAAGAAAUUAAACUUCGAGACUACCAGUGUGACGUCUCAAAAUUAGGGACUGCUGAACGCUUUUUGAAGGCAGUGCUUGAUAUCCCAUUUGCCUUUAAGAGAGUUGAAGCAAUGCUAUACAGAGCUAACUUUAAUACAGAAGUGAAGUACUUGAGGAAGUCUUUUCAAACGCUGGAGGAAGCAAGCGAAGAACUAAAGAACAGUCGAUUAUUCCUUAAACUCCUCGAAGCUGUUCUCAGGACAGGGAACCGAAUGAAUGUUGGGACCAACCGUGGUGAUGCUAAAUCUUUUAAACUUGAUACACUAUUAAAACUAGUAGACAUAAAGGGAACAGAUGGAAAGACCACAUUGCUCCAUUUUGUGGUCCAAGAGAUUAUAAGAUCUGAAGGUUCAGUGGUUGACUCCACAAAUGAGAAUGCCAAAAAAAUGCCCAUCAAUACGAAGGAAGAUGAUUUCAAAAAGCAAGGAUUGCAAAUUGUGGCAGGGCUGGGCAGAGACCUCAGCAACGUAAAAAAUGCAGCAGGAAUGGACUCGGAUGUCCUAAGUGGCUAUGUGUCAAAGCUUGAAAUGGGGCUUGAGAAGGUCAAACUGGUUUUACAAUAUGAGAAACCAGAUAUGCAAGGGAAAUUCUUCAACUCGAUGAAGAUAUUUCUAAAAGAGGCGGAGGAGGAAAUUCUUAGGAUCAAGGCUGAUGAAAGAAAGGCAUUAUAUAUGGUGAAAGAGGUCACCGAGUAUUUUCAUGGGGAUACAGCAAAGGAGGAAGCCCAUCCUUUCAGAAUCUUCAUGAUCGUGAGAGAUUUUCUAAACGUUUUGGACCAAGUGUGCAAGGAAGUGGGGAGGAUGCAGGAUAGAACAUUGGUGGGCUCUGCUAGAUCAUUUCGGAUAGCUGCAACUGCUUCUCUACCAGUUCUCAACAGGUAUAAUGUGAGACAAGAUAACAGUUCAGAUGAUGAAAGCUUGUCACCGUGAAGUUUGUGUAUAUGAAGCACAUGAACCUUUUAGGAGGAUACGUAAAUUAUUAGGUGGAUACUACCACGGCCGUCGAUGAUACGUCCAAUUGAAGAAGCAGCAGGACAGCACCCGUAUAUUGGUUUUGUUUGUUACAAGCACGUCAAAGGAGUAGAAGAAUGCAGAAGGGAAGGCACUUUUGAAAGUCUUCCAAUAUAAAGAAGAUCCCAUUCCACAUAGAGAGAGUUCCAGCCAGUUACCCAGGGGAAGCAACAGAUUUUGUAUGAGAAUCGGGUAUGCAUAGUCCAACAAGUUAAAUAUUGAAUAAUAUUUAGAAGAGCAUAUGCUAUGGGAAGGAUCAUCCAACUAAAAGAAAAGGCAUCAAAUGAGAACAUGAACAACAGAUGAAAAAAGGAAAAGAAAAGUUACAAAUAUUUAGAUUUUUGUUUUUUGUUUUGGGUUUUUUCUGCUCCAACACAUAUGCGAUAGAUAGGCUUAGGUUUCUUCAUCUAGAUCCAGAGUCCCACACAUUUUGAAGGAAGCGUAAUGUUUUGAUGUCGGUGGUCAUGAUGUUGGUUGGGGUCUGCAUUUAUUUGAUAAAUUAUAAAAUCAACAA